Messenger RNA from Owenia fusiformis, 1469 nucleotides. The record is from the annotation of a GenBank genome assembly. NCBI's taxonomy places the organism in Eukaryota, Metazoa, Annelida, Polychaeta, Sabellida, Oweniidae.
CAAGAUGGUGGUCCAGGUUAGACUUUGAACUAAAACCAGGUACCUGACCUAUGAAUCGGAGCAGUAUUCUUCCUAUGAGACACAUGUAUGGAAGGACCACAGAAACUCAUUGGUUUAAGUAUUGCAGCACGAAUGUGGGAACAAAUGAAGACCAAAAAUUUUAUGAUCAUGGUGCUUUUUGUAAUAGCGACCAGUAUUUCAAUAUGGUUGCUAGGGAGUCCGACACCUCAUUUAAAGACAUUUGUGUCAAAGACUCAACAAAAAAUAACUGAUAUAAGGAACAAUAUGAAAUCAUUGCCAAGUGGACCUGACUUUAGCGUUUUGGAUCAGACUUACUUGGAACAACUAGGGUUUUAUUCUGGUAGUAAAAUAUACCCUAAUACCACAGAGCCAAAUAUGGAGCUACCCAUGAUUGCAACAGCAGUAUCAUCAUCCUCAGAUUCAGUGAUGUUAAAGUUAAACAAGUUGUUAGACUCCGUUCAUAAAUAUUUUCCAUCUGCGAUGGUGACAGUUUUUGACUUACACCUUGAUCCCUGGGACCUUAAAACGUUAGAGAAACACUGCAACGCUUCAACUCAAUGUAUAGUAAAGACAUUUGAAUUUGACAAGUAUCCAAGCAUAGUAGGAACACUUGGAAAUAUGGCAUAUAAACCUAUAGCUAUACAGCUAAUUCUCAAAGAAUAUGGCGCUGUUAUAUGGGCCGAUUUGUCGGAAUAUUUUCUCAACAAUAAUAUAAAGAACAUUAUAAAAAUUGCGAAAACAUCAGGCCUCGCUGCUUGGACAAUUAAAGGAAACUACCCAACCACCACAUUGACUCACCAAAAAAUGUUUAGCUUUUUCAAAACAAAAGCUGAACUUUACAAGUUUCAUAAUAUGAUAGAUAGUGACCAUUUAAUAAUAUAUAACACUUACAGGAUGCAUAAGAAAGUCAUGUUACCAUGGGCUGAGUGUGCGAUGACUGAGGAUUGUAUAAGCCCAAUGGGAGCGCAAAAUGUGGGUUGCGAUUUUAAUAAGAAACCAAAAUAUAAGUACUCUAAUUGUCAUCGAUAUGCUACUUCAGCCUUAAACGUCAUCUUAGGACCUGUCUUUGACUACCAGCUUGUACACUAUAAAGUAGAUGAUAAAAUAUUUGGAAUCUUAAAGGAAUCUCUCAAUUCAACAGUGAAAUCUAGCUCUGAAGCAAAGAAUGCUGGUUCCUCUUGAAGAGCCUGAAUAUCUUUGUUUAAACAUCCAAGUUGAUUCUAGUCUGUGAGAUGUAGUCAAUUAAAACUUACAUUAAAAUACAGGGUUGAUUAGUUUGAAAGAAUUAUUGUACUAGUUUGAAAGAAUAAUUGUACAUGCACACUUGACUGAUGCCUGUCAUAUUUGAUCUACGGCAUCCGUACAGUGGUUGCAGCUUCCCAAAAUCGAGAGAAUAUGCAACAUAAAAUAUAUAGCUGUAGUGGUAAGCAGUACAAUGUAGAUUUUCU